GCGGGAACGGUUGCCGCGAACUUGAAGCGGCAUUCGCACGUGGACCAUCGUCGCUACCGGUAGUGUGCAACAAUAUUGUUUUUUUUUUAAUCAAAGUACAAAAAUAGAAAUAUAAAAUUAAAUAAACAAUUUACGUCGUAUAUAUUGCGUCACGGUUCUUAAAAAGAAAAAUUCUAAUUCUUAUCUCUCUCGCUGCCAGAAAAUUUUAUUCGUAGGGAGUAUAUAUCGAGAAAAUUACGCAUUGGCUUCAUUUUGCUCACCCGGUCAUCGACGAGAGUGCAUUGUUGCUGGUUAUAUUUUUAUUUAUUUAUUUUUCUUUUUUCCUUCUUUUUUUUUGCAUAUAUUUAUAUAAUACAACAACAACAACUAUUGUGUUAAUUCUGUGCCAUUUCUUGAAUAGUGUGAUUAAAUUUCCUUUUAUUUAUUUUCAUUUCUUUCGUGUGCUUUAUCUUUGGAUUAUAAAAGGAUAAAUUCAACCAAGUGAAGUUCAUUUAAAUCGAAGAAACGAAAAUACAAUCAUUCCAGUCAAUAUCAAUGCUACGCAGUCUGUGAUAAAGAGUUGUUUUUUUUUUAAGGAGGGAGAUUGAAUAGGAGGUGAGGGUUUGCUGGUUGAAAAACCAGCAAUUUGUCAUUAUCCUGUCGGGCGACAUAGGUACACAUUUUUUGAGGAUGCUGAUGCCUGGAGCAGCAGGUCUCAGUGCCGUAGGUGCUGUGGGUGCACCAGCUCCUGAGGAUUUGGUCACUGGUUUGGGUGCCUUGGCUGGAACGACACCACAACAAAAGGAUACCACGUGGACAAAAUUAUUUGUCGGUGGUUUGCCAUAUCACACAACAGACAAAAGUCUCAGGGAACAUUUUAAUGUUUAUGGCGAUAUUGAGGAGGCCGUUGUUAUCACAGACAGACAAACCGGUAAAAGCAGAGGUUAUGGUUUCGUAAUCAUGGGGGAUAGACCAGCGGCUGAAAGAGCUUGUAAAGACCCCAACCCCAUAAUUGAUGGUCGUAAAGCGAACGUUAAUUUGGCGAUACUCGGCGCAAAACCCAGAGGAAAUCUGCAAGCGACAUUCCCAUUCGCUACAGGUAUUCGCGCUGGAUAUCCCACAGUCAUUCCCAGUCAGUAUGGUGUUCCACCUGGAUAUAUGUAUCAGUCGCCGUAUUUAACAGCAGCAGCAACGCCAGGAGGAUUAGUGCCACUUCCGGCGACGCAAUUGAGUCAUGCGGCAGCAGUUGCUGCAGCCUCACAAUUUUAUGAGUAUCAAAAUGCAGCUGCAGCAGCAGCCACCUAUCCGGGAACGUCGUACAAUUUUGCUGAGGCCUAUCCUUAUACCAGUGCAGCAGCCGCUGCAAAUGCAGCAGCAGCGGCGGCAAGUUAUGUGACGCCGUACACGUACGCAACUUUACCGGGAGCGACUGGAUUACCAGCUGCAGCGACAGCAGGAGCAGCAUUUCCUGGUUUGCCAUAUCAAACGACUCCUCAGGAAGCAAGGCUUCAAUAGGAAAGCUCAAAUUUUAUUUCUCGAUAAUUGCGAAAAAUAAUCGAUGAAUCUCAAAAAAAAAAAAAAAAUCGUAAUUUAUAUAUUUAGAAUAUCGAACAUCUUUCUACUAGAGAAUUUGUUUAAAAAAAAAAUUUCAUGUCUUUUUUUUGUAAUUCCUAUAAAUUUGUUCGUCCUUUAUUUUCAACUAGAAAACAAUAUUCCCUCUAUUUCUCUAUUGAGCAAUUAAAUCAAGGAACAAUGACAAAUUUGACAACUAAAAGAAUAUGACAUAAAGUUAAAAAAAAUUUGUUAAAGAAUAACUUUGUUAAUAACAUUUUUUUUAUAAUCGAAGUAUUUUUUUUUACUUCACAAAAAAAAUAUUAAGCUUCUUUAAAAUAAAAAUAUCCAAGAG
Messenger RNA from Leptopilina heterotoma, 1885 nucleotides. Its product is annotated as RNA-binding protein 24-B-like. The coding region runs from base 670 to 1494 and encodes 274 amino acids. Gene Ontology annotation, molecular function: RNA binding. NCBI's taxonomy places the organism in Eukaryota, Metazoa, Arthropoda, Insecta, Hymenoptera, Figitidae. The transcript has 6 exons. The record is from RefSeq and is a predicted model, not a curated record. Gene Ontology annotation, cellular component: cytosol.